Messenger RNA from Endocarpon pusillum Z07020, 1437 nucleotides. RefSeq lists its product as uncharacterized. Gene Ontology annotation, biological process: protein stabilization. The transcript has a single exon. Gene Ontology annotation, molecular function: protein-folding chaperone binding. The record is from RefSeq and is a predicted model, not a curated record. Lineage: Eukaryota; Fungi; Ascomycota; Eurotiomycetes; Verrucariales; Verrucariaceae. The coding region runs from base 1 to 1437 and encodes 478 amino acids.
AUGGACCAAGCGACCCGCGGUGCUGCGGCGCUGGCUAGUGGUGAUGCUUCAACUGCAGUCUCUGCUUACACCCAAGCUCUAGUCCAACAUCCGACCUCACCUGACUAUUUCAUUCAGCGUUCGACAGCACUCACAAGACUGAAAGCUCCGCACCAACCGCAACAUGACCUUGCGCUGAGGGAUGCCGAAUAUGCUGUACUACUGGGACAAAAACGUGCUAGAAGAGAGAAGAUCCAAGCAGCACAACAACGACGAGUCAUCGCCUUGUUCGGCCUACAGCAGUAUGGUAAUGCAGCUUUUGUGCUCAGCACAAUGGAGAGAUGGAGGACGAAGGAGAAAAAGGACAAGAUGGAAGGAGAUAUGUGGAAGGCGAAGAUCGACCAGAAGCUGAACACUUUAUCACAAGAUGACCCUGCGAGACUUAUUACUGUGAAAGAGUAUCCGGAUACAGAAUUGCCCAAUGAUUCGGCCAUGAAGAAGUUGCUGCAGUCUCAACUGAAAGCAGAUGGCACGUUCAGAUUUCCAGGAGAAUGUGGAGGAGAAGCUACUGGGGAGACGCAGACAGACAUAGUGGGCGGUGAUCUCACAAAAGAACCUGAUGAUGUCCCAGCAAACGGCAUAAAGGUCGACUGCGAAACAACCGUGUUGAAUGAACCAGCGUCAUCGCCAUCCCAUUCCUCAGCUGCAACCUCGCAGAGCAUGGCCAAGAUUCGGCACGAAUGGUUCCAAAAUGCACAGAAUGUCACUGUCACUCUCUAUGCUAAGGGCGUUCCAAGGGACAAGGCAGAACUCGAGAUCAAUGAGGAUUCCAUAUCUGUCUCGUUUCCCCACCCUUCCAAUCCAACUUCCACCUUUACCUUCACCCUAGACCCACUCUUCGCUCUUAUUGACAUAUCUGGUUCCAAAGCAUCAGUUAUGUCCACCAAGAUCGAAAUUACACUUCGCAAACGAACCCCUGGCCAGAAAUGGAAUGCACUUGAGGGCUCAGUACCCCUUAAAGAAGAGACGACUGCUCACCCACCGGAUUCUGUCGCAAAAGCUGCUAUUCUAUCCACGCUCGCUGAGGAUGCUGUCAAAGCUACCCAGACCGCACCGUCUUAUCCAACGUCUUCACGAUCAGGUCCUAAGAACUGGGACAAACUGGCGGAAGAUCUUACAGCAAAGAAGAAGACAUCACAGAAGCAUAAGAAGAAGGACAAAACGGAGAAAAGUGAUGAAGGAGAGAGCGAGCAUGGACAUGAAGAUGACGAUCUUGACAGUGACUAUGGCGGAGAUCCGGUGGACGGCUUUUUCAAGAAGCUCUAUGCAGGGGCCGAUGACGACACAAGGCGAGCGAUGAUGAAGAGUUACCAGGAAAGCGGCGGGACAGCGCUAAGCACGGACUGGAAGGAUGUGGGAAAGAGGAGAGUUGAGCCAGUGGAGGAGAAAAAGGAUUAG